Molecule: messenger RNA, 3293 nt
Organism: Xenopus laevis (African clawed frog)
Lineage: Eukaryota; Metazoa; Chordata; Amphibia; Anura; Pipidae
Gene: rbbp8.S
Product: retinoblastoma binding protein 8 S homeolog
Exons: 19
Source: RefSeq, a predicted model, not a curated record
CAGCGUGUUUCUCUGUGCUUUGAUGCAAACUGGUUGGACUGGUUAUUGGCUGACUGAGGAACCGGUUUGACUGGCAUUUCAUGCCAACAAAUUCUGGUAUCCUUCCAUGUUACACAGAAUGCUGAAACCUGCCCAGCAAGUUGAAUGAAAUAUUAGGAUAUCCAUUGCACGUUGUAUGUAUGUGAGGUGUAGCUUAGCACACAUGCACUUCCAACACUUGUCCUAGGAUGGUUCCGACUGGAUUCUUCUGUCAGUUGCCUAGGUAGAGGCUGGAAGGAGCAGAAAGCAGUAGAUACCCAGCAUCCCCUAAGAGCUACUCAACAAACUUCUUCAGUUCAGUGGUCACUACAGUCUUUUACUAGGAAGCAGUUUCACUAUGUGACUGUCAACUAAUAUCAGCACAUUGAUUAUUAACUACAACAGCCCACAAAAUGAACAUCUCAAAAUCCACUUGUGGCAGUCCAAGCUCUUCUGAUAGCCUCCCCACUGGUGAUUUGUUCAAAGAACUUUGGUCAAAACUGAAGGAAUGCCACGACAAAGAAUUACAAGAACUGCUUUUGAAAAUUAGCAAACUGAAGAAACAAAGAUGUCUUGAUGCACAAAGGCUAGAAGAGUUUUAUACGAAAAACCAACAACUAAGAGAGCAGCAGAAGACGCUGCAUGACACAAUUAAAGUUCUUGAAGAGAGACUCCGAGCUGGACUAUGUGACCGUUGUGCAGUAACUGAAGAUCACAUGAGGAAAAAGCAGCAAGAGUUUGAAAACAUUAGACAACAGAAUCUGAAACUCGUCACAGAGCUCAUGAAUGAAAAGAAUGCUCUCCAGGAUGAAAAUAAAAGGCUUUCCGAGCACCUCCAUGACAUGCAGCGAAGCAGGCCCAGGCAGAAGAGUGAUGAAGGAAAUCUGGCAGAUACAGGAGAUGGUGAAGAUGGUGUUAUCCCUGACUCACCACUGAGUAGCUUUUCUUUGAGUAUGGUGAGCAGAAUGCGGAGAAAAAAAGAGAACAGGCACAUCUUUUACACAAAGCGAACACCAGAAGACUCAUUGACAUUUGAGCGCAAGAUCAACUCUGGGAACAGACCUCAAACAUUGACUAAAGUCAAUGUGAUAAAAGGAAAGGAUAUUUUGGUGGCUGAAACACUAGAACUCACUUCUCUUCCAAAUAAAUAUGAAGUUAGUUCAGAGGAGCCAGUGUUCAACCUGGCGGUUGUUGUUGCAGAAACACUUGGCCUUGAUGCUCAUGAGGAAUCUCAGUCCCAGAGUGUCUUUAAUCAGCCAAGGAUCAUCGGUGCCCCACUGUUUCACGAGGGUGAAGAUUCCUCCCCAAGGCAAGUCAAAGUUGAAUUCUCAGAAGGUUCUAUGGAAGUGUCUCAGACUUAUGAUAAUGACACAAAAUGGAGUAAAAAGGAAGCCUCGCCUGUUUUUGGAGAACCUGUGCGAAACAUAAGGAGAGGCACAGAAAUGGACUGUAGCUCCCCCCCUUUACCAGUUGGGCUGAAAAGUAAACUGAAAUCCCAGUGUUCUAGAAACACAUCAGAAUUUGUAUUGAACUCUGUACAGUCAAAGGCAGAAGAUGGAGCACAUUUAACUCAUCUCUGCCAUGGAAUAGAUUCUGUAAUUAGCCAAUGUUCAAGCAACAAACAGACUGUCUUCAUUCACAGUACAAUCAGAGACCCUGAUGACAGUGAGCACCAUAAACAGACAGGAAACGGAUACGGGAAACGGAAAAAUGCAGAAGCAGAACAAGAGGAGAGCUUUGAUAAAGAAAACAAUAUCCCUCUAAAUGACAUUAGUAGCACAAAACAUAGCAUGCUGGACAAGCCCCUGGAUCUUUCUGACCGUUUUUCAGUGUUCAGGCCACAGGACAGAAGCCAUGAAAGCAGCAGGAGUAGAACAAAGCAAACUAUUUUGCUGGUACCAGAGAAGCCUGACCCCAAAAAACCAUUGCACAUAGACUUAAGAGCGGACCUUCACCAGCAAACAAGAGAGAAAAAAGUAUUUGUGUCUGGGUUAGUAGAACAUAGUGCCUUGAAUUUGCAUGAAGAUAAGGAAGUAACCAAGGAAGACAAGCCUUUUGAUGGUUCAGAGACAGAAAUCUAUGAUGAGCCAAAAAGAAAAGCAAGAGCAGUGCACAGAGUUGUCCAGCCAACAUCUGUCCUUCAGCCAAACUUGCACAUGGUUCAAGCUUGCCAAGAAUCUCAACAAGGAAGGCCAGCAAUGGAUAGUGUUCAGUGGAUCAUUGAUCCAGGGGCUGACCUUUCACAUUAUGAAAUUGAUAUGACAAUGGAAGAUUCUAAGGUUGGGAGCCCUGCAAAGCCAGAGCUGGAGGACAUGGAUUACACGUAUGCUAGUGAAAGCUGCCUGUUUAAAAUGAAGAUGGGGGAUCCAGGUGACAGCGGCAAGUAAAUUAUGUAAUUUGUUCUCACUAGUGAUAUAAUAUUCAAUUUCCACACUGCAGAAAAAGAAAGCAAACGUCAAGACAGCUUUGGAGAAAUGUUUGACAAAACUGAAUAUGGGGAAUAUGUGUCGUACAUUAAAGGCAAUAGCCCUACCCAACACAUCAGUUGCAAAGAAAGGAGUGAUAUGUCUUCCAAGGAGAAUAAAAAAAUCACACUUGAAAAAGAGCAUGAAUCUAAAGGAGAGCCCUAUCAGAAGCAGAAGGCAUUUGUGGAGCCAUAUUUCCAAAGACCUGAACGAAAAAAGCCUGCAAUGGAUUUUCCUCACAUUGAAGUUGUUUGCAACAAAGAAGAAAGACGAAAAAUGCUCGGGCAUACUUGCAAGGAGUGUGAAUUAUACUAUGCUGACCUUCCAGAGGAAGAGAGAGCAAAGAAGCUUUCUUCCUGCUCAAGGCAUCGAUUCAGAUAUAUUCCACCAAGCACCCCUGAGAAUUUUUGGGAGGUGGGAUUUCCUUCAACACAAACAUGCCGAGAUAGAGGCUACAUUAAAGAAGAGCUCUCUCCUUGCCAACGCCCUCGAAGAAGACAACCUUACAAUGCUAUAUUUACAUCGAAGAUUAAAGAGCAGAAGACUUAAACCCCUCAACAACUGUUUACUUUUUAUACCUAUUGGAUUUUAAGCAGUAUUGCAGCCUUGGCUCAUAUGCAGUUUAUAGUUAGGCAAGUUUUAACUCGUUUAAAUUUCACUUUAUAAUUUGUCCUUGCCACAAACAUUGUCUGCUCUCAUGUAAGUACAUAAGUCAUGUCGCCUGGGGCAUGCACAUGGAGCGCUUCAUUUCCGAAGUCGCCCGAAGUUUCCUCAUGAGGCAAUUAAGGGGCGACUUCUGAAAACGAAGUG